Oppia nitens is the source of this 564-nucleotide messenger RNA. RefSeq names its product basic phospholipase A2 PA-10A-like. Gene Ontology annotation, biological process: lipid catabolic process; arachidonate secretion; phospholipid metabolic process. NCBI's taxonomy places the organism in Eukaryota, Metazoa, Arthropoda, Arachnida, Sarcoptiformes, Oppiidae. The record is from RefSeq and is a predicted model, not a curated record. Bases 1 to 564 code for a protein of 187 amino acids. Gene Ontology annotation, molecular function: A2-type glycerophospholipase activity; calcium ion binding. The transcript has 4 exons.
AUGACAUUAGCGACAGCAUUGACAGCUCUCGGAAAUUAUACGGAAACGAAAAAUGCCGGAAUCGGUCCGUCCAUUAAGUCAUCAAAAGUGACCACAAAAUAUGUCAAUACAUCUCUAAGUAAUUUGUAUGAGACAACAAUGUCUACACGAGUCAAGAGUCGUACUAAACGUAGUAUAAUUCAAUUGGCGGGUAUGAUUAGAUGUGUGUCGGGAUGUGAUCCAUUAAGUUAUAAGAGUUAUGGCUGUUAUUGUGGUUAUUUAGGCGGUGGAGAGCCGGUCGAUGUGAUUGAUAGUUGUUGUCUGGAGCACGACUGGUGCUAUACGAUGGCCUCAUGUCCACAACUACUCAUAUAUUUUGUGCCCUAUCAAUGGCAGUGUGUAAUGCCCGGGUAUGCUCGAUGUGGUGUAGUGCCAUUUGGAGGCAUAACCGACAAGUGCUCGUAUCAGUUAUGCCAAUGCGAUCGCGCUUUUGCCAAAUGUUUGAGUCGUAAUCCCUGUCCUAUUGAUAAACCUCUUUGUCAGUCAUCAUCAAUAAUUGCCAUUCAAAACAUAAUUAUUGGUUAA